Messenger RNA from Venturia canescens, 559 nucleotides. It is a transcript of the gene Pet117, whose product is annotated as protein PET117 homolog, mitochondrial. Gene Ontology annotation, cellular component: mitochondrion. The transcript has 2 exons. Gene Ontology annotation, biological process: mitochondrial respiratory chain complex IV assembly. The record is from RefSeq and is a predicted model, not a curated record. The coding region runs from base 209 to 451 and encodes 80 amino acids. NCBI's taxonomy places the organism in Eukaryota, Metazoa, Arthropoda, Insecta, Hymenoptera, Ichneumonidae.
ACAGUCGUAAAAGGUUUCUUAUUAAUUAAAUAUCGAUCAGAAACUUCGAUAUCGCGAGAACGUGAGCGUAUCGAAAAUUCACCGAAAGAAAGCACACGUGCAGGACGUGAAUGUGUGUCAGUGUGCGUAGCCGCAGACGGAAAGUUGUAGAUAUCAGAAGUCGUAGUUUCAAGUAUAAAAGGAUAAGGUAAAAUUGACAUAAACUGGAAUGUCUCGGACCUCGAAAGCUUUUCUAGGAACUAGUUGUUUAGUCACAAUUAGUAUAAUCGGAUACGUGCAUUGGAAGCAAAAUUACGACAGGGAACAAUUGCACAUCGGAGUUAUACGUGACAUUGAGAGGCAACAACGUCGAAAAGCCGAAAAUUUGUUCCGUUUGGGGCAGCAGAUAGAUAUAACAAAGGAAUAUCAAAGAAACAAUCCGAAUGUUAUAAAAGAAUUAGGAAAAACAUAGAAUAAGCAAAUUCAAAUUCUUAUCCUUUCGAUAUUUUAUGCGGACAAACAUAAGUUAGAACUGCUUCGUUAUGAAGACGUAGUAUAACUAAUAAAAAAAAAAAUAACA